AGGAAGCCUGCCUGGUUACAAAUAUGAGGAGACCAACUUCAUUGAUAUGUGAAACAGAUGUGGAACUUAUCUUGAUUGGCAAAGAGGACUUUGAGGCUACUCUUGCAAACGUCAUUGGUCAACGAUACAGAAUAAGCUAUGAAUUUCUGAGGAAACUCCCAAUUUUUUCAUUAUGGACAUCAGAAAAGUUGGAAUUGCUUCUCCUUAACUCCCUACACAGAUCAUACAGGGCAGGAACAGUUGUUAUCCAAGAUAUAUCCACUUCCCACUUUAUAGUAGUUGUCCGAUCAGGUCGAUGCCUGAUAGUGACACACCUAAGAAACCUUCAGAAGAGAAUGUCUCCACUUUAUGGAUUUCAGAGGCAGUGGUUGAGCCCAGUUCUGACAAAGUUUCCCAGCUUGUCCUUACUAGAAGGAGAAAUGGAUUUCAUUGAAAAGACCAUGAAACGGCCUUCUACUUCACCAUAUAUUUCAAUAUCAGACAAGCAAGCAUCUGCAUCUCUUACUUCACUAAGACAAUCAAGAGCUCAGACAGCUGCUACUUCAUUCCCACUGAGUAGAAAACAGAAUAUUUCCUCUGUCAUAGAGCACAAAGGUGACAAUCCCAGACAGACACUUUUUCAGGGAAAGCAUGUUAAGGUUUCUGCAGUACAUCCGUCAUCUUUAUCAGCAUCCACAAAGUUCUUAAGGAUUGGAUUUGUAGAACAAGGAGGCAUUUUUGGACUGACAGAAGUAAUGGGAAAAAAGACUGACCUGCAUCUGAGCCUGAUAAGUGAUGGAGCAGAGUGUAUUUUCAUUCCCAAGAAGCUAUACACUGCUGAAGCACCCACCAAGUCAAGACAAUUUUCUGUGGAGAGGGGGGACAUCUAUCCUAUGGAGAGCACAAUUAGACAGAAGUACAUCAGGCAACAGGCUUGGCAGGAGUACAAGUCUAGGGUUGUUAAGGAAGUGCUACAGAACACUGGCCCCCGGCCUGUAACAGCUCAUUUCUGAUUAAAUAAAUAAUAGAAUGCUAAAGCAUUAUAGUAGUGAGUACCAUAUCAGCUAUAGUUCUAUAUUUCUAUUCUACUAUGCAUUGCAAUUGUAAUAAAUGUAAUAAAGAUAUAUUGAUACAAACAUA
This is a messenger RNA of Protopterus annectens (West African lungfish), 1119 nucleotides long. RefSeq names its product cyclic nucleotide-binding domain-containing protein 2-like. The record is from RefSeq and is a predicted model, not a curated record. The coding region runs from base 24 to 992 and encodes 322 amino acids. NCBI's taxonomy places the organism in Eukaryota, Metazoa, Chordata, Ceratodontiformes, Protopteridae. The transcript is spliced from 11 exons.